Messenger RNA from Puccinia graminis f. sp. tritici CRL 75-36-700-3, 675 nucleotides. RefSeq lists its product as uncharacterized. NCBI's taxonomy places the organism in Eukaryota, Fungi, Basidiomycota, Pucciniomycetes, Pucciniales, Pucciniaceae. The coding region runs from base 1 to 675 and encodes 224 amino acids. The record is from RefSeq and is a predicted model, not a curated record. The transcript has 5 exons.
AUGGGUCGGACCGCCCCGGCCCGAAACGCAAUUUGCCUCUUUACAGAUGGAGCGGUCCCUUUCAAAAAUGUUACCCGACCCAACCUGCCCAAUUGGGUUUUACAUUCGGGUCCACAUUUUUCCGAAGCGUCCGAACAGGUCACCGUUAUCCGACACAAACUGAAUCCUGUCAAGCUGCGGGCCUUAGUGGUUGGCAUGGUUAGAUAUUUCCCUGAAGCAAAAUUCAAAAGUGCUACUAAAACCAAGAAAACAACUCGCAAAACGUGCAAGCUGAAUACACUGAAUGUGCAAUUUGUAAGGAGGACACUGGUGAGGCAACCUGCAAAUGGAAUGGUUGCCAGCAUCAAUUUCACGUUGAUUGUAUUGAUGGUUGGCGUAAUGGUGGAGAUCAAAAACAUACAGCAUGCCCAAGUUGCCGAACAGCUGAUCCAGUACUGCUUGAAAGAUACACGGAAAGACAAACAUUACGUCAACAAAGAAUACAAGCUGAGUAUAGAUCUCGGAGCCGUAGUGAAAGAGGAUCCAGUUCAGUUACCCAAUGUCCCCAUUGCGGCUCAAGGACCAUGCAGCUACGUUCUAGCGAAUAUGGGUAUCAGCUUUGUUGUGAAAGAUGUGCUUACAUCAGGCCCCGAUGAAGGUAAGGGAAUUCCUCAACAAGGCUGGAAUGACCCCUAA